GUUGUUUUGUUAAUAAAGUUUAUUUAAAAAAUACAUUCAUUUGUUUAUAUAUUCUACAUAAUGUUAUAGAAUAAUUUCACGGUAGAAAACAUUUUAAACUAAUUACUAGAGAGAAAAAAACUUGUUUAGGAAUUUUUACAACAGUGCUACAACAUUUAUUUUUUUGUAGCUAUUGUUAGCCUAUUUAGUAUUACCAAAUUUGGGCUAUUAGCGUUAGCAUGAUAUCCGAACAACCAAUGAGUGAGCGUCUAGGCGUUUCCUUAGCAACACGGCCAGGAAGUUGAAGCAUCGAAGACAGUGAGAGGAUGUGUUAAUUAUUAUCUUCCUAACUUUUGUUUUUUAAUUUAUUUUUAAACAAAUUGCAUUAGCUUCUUGCUAAAAUGUCAGCGCAGUGUUAAUAAAAUGAUGAACUAAGCGCCUCCUCCUCCUCCUCCUCCUCGGUGAAGUAAAACAUGUCGGUGUCUACCAGGGCUCGUUCAGCGGGUUCACCGGAGCGGUCAGCGGACACCACCGCCACCAGCGACGAUCUUAUUCAAGUCCAAGCAGGAGGUAGACACAAUCAACUGCUUCCGGUCAAACAUCCAAGGGUCCCUCAUGAACUCCUGGUCAGCCUGACCUCCACUGUCUGCAACAAGAGCUCAAAGGUGCACACUGCACAUCACCAGCACGGUCAGGACUUUAAACUCAGACGUCCGGAUGGAGUCUGGCAUCAUUCGUUUAGUCGCAAUAAAUAUAAAUACUUUCUGGAGCAACCAACUUCCCUGAUGGGAGCUGGCAGGGAUAUUUCCUUUCUUUGUGAUACUGGGGUUACUCAGAAGAAAAAUGCUACCCUUCCACCUCUGAGGGACAACAGUGGCUUUGGGGAGACACAGGACUCGAUUGUGUCAAAAAAUGUCAUCCCAGAGGAAUAUCACAUCCUAAACAACAAAGGCUUACGAUGCCUGGAGUUCUACGAGGAUGCAUUCACAGUGCAGCUGAGGGAUCAAGAGCAGAAGUUACGAGUCCUUCCAUCACUGAGGCCCAGUGGCAGGCUGGAAGUKGUCCAGCUGAUGAGGAUGAUGGAUGACAUGAUGGAGAAGGCCGGAGUGGAYCAGCAGAGCGAAAAGCUGACUGAGGUUGAGGGUCUGCUUGAGCUGGUGAAAGUUGAGCAGAACAUCUACGACGUUGUUUUCCAUGAAGUGAUCAGGCAGGUCACCGUGGGCUGCACUGAGAGAGGACAGCUUCUCGCCAAACUCAGACAGCGGUACCAGUCUCUGCUGGAUCGAAUCCCACGGCAUCUGAUGGUUUUGCACACCGAGGCAGUGGCACAGCGAGCUCUGGUCCGCCGCCUCACCGAGGAAAUCUGCAGAAUCAAAGCAUCCAUCCAGCAGCUGAGCGUGGAGMUUUCCAACGUCAGAGACCACGGUUCGUUUGUUUCUCAGCAGGUGGAGCACGCUCAUCACAAACUGUCUGACGCCCUCAGAGAGACUCACAGCAACGCAGAUGUGGUUCAGGGUUACCACCAGCUGUAUGAGCUGCACCGAGCUCGCCUAGAGGCUCAGCUGCUCCAGGUGACCGAGGAGCGAGACUUCUGGAGUCGGUUCACCAAACGCUUCGCUGCAAAGAUGAUCAGUGUGAAGAAGCUGCAUUUGGUCGGUCAGCUGCACGUCAGCGAGGUCAGCUGGUUCCAAACCUCAAAGCACUGCCUCGGCUACGUCUUCUCAAAGGAUACAGAAGACAUUCAUUUCCUCCUGGAGUUAAUCGACUGCUGGAAGGAGCAGCUGAUUGCCCUCGUGUCCCGGCUGAAGGAGAUCGAGGACGCUCUGUGUUCUCAGAUCAUUGCCACGCAGCAAGGCAUCGCCAACUGGUUUUCUAUCCUCAACCAGGAGAAUAACUCUCCUGAACCUAAAUAUGACAAAACAUCAAUUGAAAGUAUUCAUUCUGAUCUGAAGGAGUGGUCAAAUAUGUUGAGCAUCCAGUAUGAGGAAUACCAGGGUGAAAAACAGCAUUUUUGUCAGCAGAAACUACGUGAACUUGACCAAGUCUCAGAAAAAUGCCAGCUCGUGAGCCUUCAGCUCAUUGACAGACACCCUGCUCCUGACUGCGGGGCCCCCGAUGGUCGACGCGGCUUAUGGGAGCUGGACAGGCUCGUGUCCGAGCUCCACAAGCAACUCGAUGUCCAAGUCAGCGGGGAGAGUGGGGUCCACAGAACCAUCCUGUCUCUGGUUGAGACAAUAGAGUCCUGGGUUUCCAAAUGUGCUGCUGUGAUUGGCCUGAAUGGCAUCAUGUCUCCUUCUGAUUGGCUUCAGUUGGAAGAGAGGAUGUGUGAAUGGCUCAGUUUGGCUGCAGAAGUGUUAUUGCACUUUKCUGUCGGCCAGAAAGGGAAGAAAGACAAGAGCAAACCUGACCGGCUCGAACAAACAAAACAAGUGUUCGAUGACGUUCAGAAGUUCACAAACAGCCUGUCCAACUUCACUGAGCUGGAGAACCAGAAACUACGAGAAGAAGUCAGAUCUGUUCACAUGGCUCAGACUCGCUGGAUGUUGGAUCUGUUGCUGCUCCUGAUUCCUGAUCACAGCGAGGAGCAGAACUGCGUUCAGGAACCUGACGACAAAAUGAAUAUGUCACUGCAGACUCUGAACGAAGAAGCCAAAAGGCUGUCUGAGAAACUGGUCUCUUUAUCCACCUACAUAACCAGGUCAUGCAACUUGAUCCUGGAGGAGAAGAUGAUCGUGGAUCCGAAUGAAGCUGAGCUUGAAAGUGAGAUGAACGCGUGCAAAAAGCUGCAGAGGGAGUCCGUUAAUUGGGUGGAGACUUGUAAAAUCCUGCUCACAGGAGUUCAUGGAGGGGCAGGGAAUCAGCCCGUCAGUCAGCCCGAGCCAUCUCCUCUUCUCAUCGCUGCUGGUUCAGCUGACAGCAUGGAGAUUCAGAUCAGUGAUGAGGCUUCAGUGGAGCUAACGCCACAUGAUGUCAGAGAUGUCACAGAUGAAUCUGAGGCAGACCCAGUGGAGGGGGCGCUAACAGUUUGUGAGAAGCCGGUGGUGAAGCAGAUCUGCUUUGAUCAAAGCAUCGCUCAGAAAAGGCUGGGGGAGAGUCGUGUCCAUCUGACCGGGACUAGCGAGUUGGUUCUGUCUCCAGCAACAGAAGAAGACCAGAGAGCUUUGAGUGAUCUGAGCAUAGCAGCAAUGCUGCAACAAGAGCUGAUUGAUUUGGAGCUGCGAGCAAAGACUGCCGAGCAGCGAGCCCUGAGAGCUGAGGAGGCCCUGCAGGCAGCAAUGGACAAGAUUCAGGACCUGGAGAGAACUGCAAAGUGGACCAAGUCCCCAGCCUCAAACUAAUGAAGAGACUGAUAGAACGACACCUCUGUCCCCAGCUCCUCCAGAAU
Molecule: messenger RNA, 3364 nt
Organism: Austrofundulus limnaeus
Lineage: Eukaryota; Metazoa; Chordata; Actinopteri; Cyprinodontiformes; Rivulidae
Gene: axdnd1
Product: axonemal dynein light chain domain containing 1
Exons: 25
Coding region: 453-3317 (954 amino acids)
Source: RefSeq, a predicted model, not a curated record